GUUUCUGAAUUUGAAUUAAUUCUUAAGUGCUUUUAGGAGAAGAACGAUUUAUUUUAAAAAUAUGGCACAAAUUGUUAGAAUAUUUGCUGGUCGUGCCCAAAAUGUUAUACAAACUGCUGCCAAGCAACCCCAAUUGGGUGCUCGUUUCUAUUGUGCUGCUGCCACAAACCUCCAAUAUAUCAAAACCGAAUUGGCUGGUGAAAAGAAAAAUGUUGCUGUCAUCACUUUGAACCGUUCCAAGGCCUUUAAUGCCCUGUGCAACGGUUUAAUGGCCGAAAUCAAUAUCACUUUGGAUAAAUACGAAAAGGACGACAGUGUAGCCGCAAUUAUUAUUACUGGCAGCGAAAAGGCAUUUGCCGCAGGAGCAGAUAUCAAGGAAAUGCAAUUCAAUACUUAUGGAAAGUUAAUUAUGGGUAGUCACUUCAACGAUUGGACCAGCGUUGCCAAAUGUCAAAAGCCCCUAAUUGCUGCCGUAAAUGGUUAUGCUUUGGGUGGUGGCUGUGAAUUGGCCAUGAUGUGCGACAUUAUUUAUGCUGGCGAUAAAGCCAAGUUUGGCCAACCUGAAAUUGCUUUGGGCACAAUUCCCGGUGCUGGUGGCACUCAACGUUUGACCCGUGUCGUUGGUAAAUCCAAGGCCAUGGAAAUGUGCUUGACUGGCAAUAUGAUAAAUGCUGUUGAAGCUGAAAAGAUGGGUUUGGUUAGCAAGGUUGUAGCAGACGAUCAAUUGAUGACUGAAGCUAUUAAAUUGGGCGAAAAGAUCGCUACUCACUCCCAAUUGGUGGUGCAAUUGUGCAAGGAAGCUGUUAAUACUGCUUAUGAGACGACUUUGCAGGAAGGUUUGAAAUUUGAAAAAAGAACUUUUCAUGCUACUUUUGCUACAGCUGAUCGCAAGGAAGGUAUGACUGCUUUUGUGGAAAAGCGUGCUGCUAAAUUCAACAAUAACUAAAUAAUGUUCAUGGGAAUAAACCAAUAGGUUUAUGGGAAUUGUGAUAGCGAAAACCAUAUCAUAAUUUCAUGGAAAAACGAUAUCAUAAGGAAAGGUACAAUUUAAUCCGUAAAUACUAUCCUUUAUGAUACGAGAUAAUAUCGUUAUACAGCCCAAUUAUGAAUAAAAAUUCCCUCGGAAUUUUUUCCUUUUUCUCAUUUUUCCUAUUCAAAUUCAAUGGGAAAAAACUCCCGCGGAAUUUUUUAUUCAUAAUUGGGCUGAUAAUCUGUUGGUUUACUGUGUAAGAAUAAAUAAAAUUUAUAGAUAUUUAAAAAAA
Molecule: messenger RNA, 1262 nt
Organism: Calliphora vicina (urban bluebottle blowfly)
Lineage: Eukaryota; Metazoa; Arthropoda; Insecta; Diptera; Calliphoridae
Product: probable enoyl-CoA hydratase, mitochondrial
Exons: 3
Coding region: 62-946 (294 amino acids)
Biological process (GO): fatty acid beta-oxidation
Cellular component (GO): mitochondrion
Molecular function (GO): enoyl-CoA hydratase activity
Source: RefSeq, a predicted model, not a curated record